CAGGUUUCAUCAGCUGCCCGAAUUUGAUCAAGGGAAAAGAAGCUGCCGUAGACGCCUGGCGGGUCAUAAUGAGCGUCGCAGAAAGCCACCUGCUGGAUCUCUAUUGUCCUCGCGCUAUGGGAGCCUUGGUCCAUCUAUCUUUGGUUAAACAUCAUGAACAGACUUCCUUUGAAGUUCCUUUUCAUUUCUUAGAAUUGUUGCAAAUAUUAGUCUUUUUGUAUUUCACUAUGCUUUCUGCUGAAACUGAGUUGAGAUUUUGGCACCCAUCAUGACAGCGACAGGUAACAACAGCAGAGCUGGAGGCUUUCUGAUGGAUUUCACUUCAUAUCCAAAGCUUACUUGGAGGAUUCCAUGGCCAGAUACAAAAGGAACCGACCGUAUUUCUGGAAAUCAACUCACUGCCACUGGGAAGAUUCUCCCAUUUAUGUGGCAGAGCAACUCAGAAAAUCCUCCACCUGACCUUCUGCAAGGAUCUUCCAGUAGGACCGGUGAUCCGUUUACCCAUAUUCCAUCUGGAGAAUGUUUUGUCGGAGUAUCAAACUCCAGCUGUGCUCUCUCUCUUCUGUCAAAUCAACCCUGGGGCUCAAGAAACCAGCCCUUCAAUCUUGGGGUGCAUAACUUACUGAAUACCGAUGGUACACCUAUGGUCCAAGCAGCAGGUACCAAUGGUGAAGCCAUCAGUCAGUUUUCAAGCAACUCAUGGGGUUUGAAGUGUAAUGAAACUGGUAGCAGUUCCCAUGAGAUGCCUCCUGAUCUGGGUCUCACUCAAAUUUCACACCCUGCUAACAGUCAGUAUCAUGGGGAGUUCGAGCUGGCUCAGCAGGGCGGAAGACAGUACCUCCUGGAAGCUGAGCAUUCCAGGGCUUAUGACUCUUGCAUUCAGAAUAUGCACUGGUCACUUUGAAUGUCUCCUAUUUUCGCUCGCCUUAUGGUCCCAUGACCUCGCUUAACAAGUACUUAGUACGAUGUCUGCUUAGCAGCUACUUGACUACUUCUGUCCUCUAUUGGGAUAAACUUAAGACGACUUGAUCUAUGUUUUGUGUUGAACUAAUGAACCAGGGCAUUAGCCUUGUUUCUAGAUAAUAAUUGUUUGGCUACUGUCUGUUUUACAUGACUUCUCUUUGGAAAUGUUAUUUCAAGCAGACUCAGUUACGAUGAUAUCAAGAACUCUCUGGCCUUGCCAAUUGAGAUUUGUUAUUGGAAAUUGAUGAUACCCUAAAUAUUAUUAAGGUUGAGUUUGGGUAUUGAGCUCGGGACGUCCAGUCAUUCAAC
Messenger RNA from Ilex paraguariensis (yerba mate), 1272 nucleotides. Lineage: Eukaryota; Viridiplantae; Streptophyta; Magnoliopsida; Aquifoliales; Aquifoliaceae. The record is from the annotation of a GenBank genome assembly.